AGCCCCGGCGGGGCCUGCCGGGGGCUGUCGGGCCGGCCGUCGCGGCGACCUCGCGCCUGGGCCGGGGCUGGAGCGCCCCGCUGGCCUCCCUGAGACCCGGCGGCUCCUCCGAGGCUGGGGAGGCUGCAGGAGCGGCCUCGGGUACCAGCCUUGGGUACAGCCCCGGUGACCUUGAACUGCUCCGGCAUUUACUGUAAAUUCUUCUUGAUGACGGGUAGAGGAAAUAACAAAAUUCUCCUCUGUUUCAUGUGGUCUUUUCUUCUGUUUGUAGCAUGGGCCUACCUGCCCGAUUCUUACCUGUGCUCAGUGCAUGGCUGGAGGUGUGGCACUGGCUGGCUUCUUACAGCCUGGCUGGAGCGGCGACACAGAGUUGCCUGUGUUUUAAGUACUCGUGCCUUGCAUGACGGAGGCUUACACGCUUUCUCUGAGGUUUCUGGAGCAGUUUUCAAAGGUCCACCAAUCUUCAGUGUUGUCCGCAGGUUUCCAGAGCUGGGUCAUUCUCAGCUUGGUCUCAGUAACACUGAAACCAGACAGGCCGGGUAUCAGCAGGUGUGUAGCUGCUCGGGCUAAAGCUUGGCGUUCUCCAUUUUGUAUUUUAUUUUAACUGAGUGAGAAUGUGCUCAUCUAUUCUUUAAGGGAGUCUGUGUGUUGUGCAGCAGGUUGGCAGCAUCAUCCCUAUAAUUUUUAGCUGAGAUGGCCUUCCCUUCUAGACGAAGGCAUGACUUGACUUCUGGAGGUAUGAGAUAAAACAGACAACAUCUCACUCUGGUACCACUCUUGUGCAUCUCUGACAAAGCGAGUCCCAGGCUUAAGGGUGCUGGUAGCCCCAGGGACCUCUUCAUACCUCUGCCAACUGAACUGAAUGUCAUUUCAGUUUUGCUGCCCUGUGCAAGGUCAUGCGUGUGUGGGAACCUGUUCUGGUUCGAAGCAGGACACUUCAGAAAUGUGUGUCCAUAGUUAGAAGUGCUGUGAAGCAAUACAGGGUCUCGAUUUUGCUCACAAGUUCCUGUUUCCAUCCCAUUCAGUCACAAAGUAGAUUUUGCAGCUGGUGCAGGGCAGCUGUCUCCCAAGGGAGCCUGUAUGCCCGGGUGAUUCCAGGCAUGCCUUCGAUGGUGGUGAAACGUGAAACUGCAAUCCUUCCUGUUUGUGAUGGCGGCUUCCAAGGCCGCGAUGCUGACUGCCGCUGCGGGUUCCUGUUUUUCUGAUGGAGACGAUGAUGUUCCAUGAGCAGAAAUAGCAGGCUGGCCGGGGCCGUGUCUGGCGUGGGGAGAGCUGCGGCAGCGUGGCUGCGGAGCGCUGUGCCAGCAGUGCCUUCCUGCAGGGAGGGAGGACAGGCUUCGAGCCGCGUGUCUGCUUGGUUUGUGGCACCAUUUCCCACAGACUGCAGGGAUGCAGUGAGGUAGUUGGGGUUUUUUUCCAUAUUUUCCUUAGCUCAUACUUUUCUGCCUGUGGGAAGAGCAAGGCAGUAUCAAAGUGCAGGGCUUGUAGUGGGAGGAAGAAACAAUAACACUAUUCUCCGUCUACGUCCCUGGCUAUUUAACUUCAGAGCUUGACCUGCUUUGCUGGCAGCAUGAUGGUUCUGUAGCAAACACAUUGAAAGGCCUGAUCUGGUCAUGUACCCACCAGCUCUUGAACUUGCUGAACUUGGUGAAAAGGAACACUGAGAGCAGAAAAUGGUGUAGAAACUCACAAUAAUGCAUUCAUUUCUGAAAGUGGGUUCUUCUGCUGUAUAUGUGUCCCAGCCAGAGCCCAGCCAUGUGUGUGGUCAGUCACCUCAGCGGAGCCAGCAGAAAAGUAUGCCUAGGAUAAACUAAUAAAGGCGGAUGAGCUAACAAGGAAAUGGAGAGAACAAGCAAAAAGGCUAUAAACAGACCAACUUGGCAGUGCUGGCAGACAGGGAGGUGUGUGUGACUGUGGGCAUGGGUUGUGGGAAGGAGGCUGUGCCAGAAACCAGUGGAGUCCCAGAAGGCCUGUGCUACAGCUGGGCAUCGAGAUCCCGGGGACACCAUGCCUCCUGCCUUGAGGCAGUCUGGUUCGAGGGCUGGGAAGCAUUUGGGGUAGAGCCAGCAGCAUGGUGGCUGCUUGUCCAAGAGUGCAUCCUGUCCGUCUUGUCCUGCAGCCAUCCCACCCUGCUCUGCUGCGUGCUGCUUGGGGCUGGUGCUGCCAGGAUGCACAGGGGCUUUCUCGUUAGAGACACAUUCUUUCCCCACUGGCUUUGUCUGGGCAGCCCCACAGUGUUCUGGAGCUUCUUCCUGCCCCAGAGCUCACAUCCGGCUUCCUUUGGCUGCUGGGGUGUGCUGGGGGCUGGAUGCGGCCCCACAGCUGAGAACAGCCUCCAGGGAGCAUGCUCCCAGCUAAAGGGAAAAAUGUUCUUCUCAUUGUUUUGGCCUGUUCCCGGAAUAGCCCUGCAGUGAGUGGGAGGGCACAGGCAGCCUGCUGCAGGAUGCUGAGGGCCAUACCCUGGGCUGAGUGCUGGGCCACUGUGAUGGUAGGUGGGCAUGCGGGUCAAACUCACAUUGCUAAAGAGAAUUAAAAUAACAAGCUGCCUAAUAGAGGCAUUUAUAGAAUCCUGUCCUUAAUUUAAUCUCUUCUUUGACUGUUUAUUUUUUCAUUUUUAAGUUAAAAGGCGCAAUAGAAGAGAAUCCAAACUUUGUUGAUGCUCUUUCGGAGAAGUGCAGUGUAACUAAUCAUCUGCGUGAUUGCCCAGCCAGAGACUCCCCUCUGACCUGUGCAGAGUUCACAAAAACAUUUAUCCCAGUGUGCAGCUGACUUCUGCUGCCCCAUAUCUGUUGCAGAUGCAUCCUCAGUGCAUCCUCAGGCAGGGUGUCUGCCUGGUGUGGCCUGGCCGUGCUGCAGUGGCCACAGCAGGUUGCUUGCCGGGCAGGAGCUGUGCCUGCCGUGCCUGUGGGCUGCAGGCACGGGGCAGAGGAGGGUGCUGGCUCGCUGGGCAGGGGCAGUGGGUGCCCUGGCUGCAGCAGGUCUGCUCGGGGCCCGACGCCCGCGCUGCGCCGCGUUACCCCGUGCAUCCACCGCGGCCAGACGGACAGCCCCGCGCCAUAGAGGGGCUUUGUGUGCGCCGGCACAAAGUGAGGAUUGAUGCCGUGUCCCCUCCCCCUGCCCUGCGAGCAGGGCUGCACAUGGCUCCCACAAAGGUGCCCUUCUUCCUUGGCUGAGGACAGGGUGCCAGCAGGAGGGGGAGGCACCACACUGCGGGUUGGAGCGCCCACCCCUCCUGUGCUCGUGCCGGGGACCCCCUCGUCCUCAGCCUUGCCCAGGCUGAGCUGGCAGCUGCUCAGGUUCCUGCUGGGGCAGCUGGGCCUCCCUGCAGCAGGCCCCAGCGUGGAGGGACGGGGCCUGGGCAGUGCUCAGCAGCAGCCGCUUCAUCAGGCCGCGUUUGGUGGAGGGAGGCACCGUGUGAGCAGAUCUGCUUCCCUGCAGUGCCGCUGCAGCUGGGUGGGAGCCUGCCGGGUGGUGUUCUUAACACGCUGGGGAAUAUCAUCACUUACCUGGAUUUCAGUUCAGAACGGCCUAAGAGAAGCUUACGUCAGCAUUCAUUACCUCCCAGCUCCUCCCAAUGUGUAGUAAGAACUCACCACACUAUUGAGUGACUUGAAGAAGUUUCAGAAAACGUUCAUGAAGAACAGAUUGUAAGCUCUUUGUUAAAUUCACGUUAUGUUUCUUCCAUGCUGUAUGUUUGAGGUUCUGCGUUAUUUGCGAGCCCUCUGGAUGAGCUGUGGGGUGGCACAAGCAUUGGCACAGGGUCUGUCAUAGCUGUGCCAGUGCCUCCAGCAUUCCUGCUGCAAGGUCCUGUGCUCCUCGCCCACCCUGAGCACGGAGCCUGCUGGGAGAGCAGGGGCAGCCCCUGGGGCUCAGGCUGCACUUGCCAUCAUGCUCGAAGGUUUGAGCAGCUUUGGGAGUGAAGCAGGUUUGCUUUGCUCUGUGUGCUGGAUGCGUGUCCAGCACACUGGUGCUAAAGCAGAGCUCUCUCCUGUUUGGUUCAUCAGCAACAGUGUUUGCACCACUACUGGUCACUAGCACCUGUUUUGGACUCCUCAAGUAGUCUGGCUGUUCAUGUGACAUUAUUAUUGUUUACUUAGGGCCCAGACUUGCUCUUUUUUAUUGUCUGCAGCACGAUGUUUGUUCAGACUGGGCAUUGUGAAGUGUAAACCCAAUUCCACUGGCACCAGUACUCACCUCUGCCUUUUCUAGAAGCAAUGGAGACCAGCCCAUGGAAGCAACAAAAUGAGUCUCAGAGGCUGCCAGCCCAAAUUUCAAACCUAUUUGGCAUUGCACAAGUAUACCCUCUUAUCAAAAGCAAAUGAAAGUGCAGAAGGAUCAGUCCACAAUGCCUGAGGUGCGAGACCUCACGGAGGCGCUGCCCGAGCUGCCCAUGGAUCCCAUCACCGGCGUCGGUGUGCUGGCGUCCCGCAGCCGAGCGCCCACGGGAUAUGAUGUUGUUGCACAAACAGCAGAUGGCUUGGAUGCUGACCUGUGGAAAGAUGGCUUGUUUAAAUCCAAGGUCACACGGUACCUGUGCUUCACCAGAUCAUUUUCGAAAGAAAAUAGUCAUUUAGGCAACGUCUUGGUCGACAUGAAGCUCAUUGAUAUCAAGGACACUUUGCCUGUAGGCUUCAUGCCCAUCCAGGAGACCAUUGAUACACAAGAAGUAGCUUUCAGAAAGAAGAGGCUGUGCAUUAAAUUCAUCCCUCGAGAUUCUACAGAGGCAGCGAUCUGUGAUAUCCGAAUCCUGGGGAGAUCUAAGCAAGCCCCUCCUCAGUACACCUUCAUAGGGGAGCUGAACAGCAUGGGUAUCUGGUAUCGGAUGGGCAGAGUGCCGCGCAACCACGACUCCGCACAGCCUGCGGCUCCUCCCGCCCAAGCACCGGCUCCAACGCCCGCUCCCAACCUGCCAAGGCAUAUCUCACUGACGCUGCCAGCCAGCUUUCGGGGCAAGAGUCACAGCACCCGCCUGGACCUGGAGCACCAGCACUCCAACCUGUACGCCAUCUCAGCAAUGGAUGGAGUGCCUUUUAUGAUUUCGGAGAAGUUUGCCUGCGCUCCUGAAGGGAUGCAGCCGGUUGAUCUCUUGGGUAUCACAAUCAAAACCCUUGCAGAAAUCGAAAAGGAGGUGUCUGUCUUGGCUAGCCUUUCUUUCUCGUGUAUUAACAAUACAUGGCAGUGGCAGAACACCCUGAGGUGCCUCUUGUGUGUCAGGGGGCAGAUGGACUUGACUCAGCAGGGUCAGGUAAACAGCUUCACGAGUCUUUAGUUUGCUGAUGCUGGGAAGUUGUUGCUGGGAGAGCUGCGCUGCACUGAGUGGGAGUGAGUGUUUGAGGAGCCAGGGAGGAGGCAGCCACCACACCAGGGGGGUUCUGAGGGGGUGUUCUGGCUCAUGCAUGACGUGUGUGGCACGGUGCCGAGGAGCUCUCUGCUCUGCAAAGGUCACAUCACACUUCACAUCUGAAGUCUCAGACUAGGAAGAAACUUGUCUCAGCAGCACAUGCUUCUUCAGGCACCACUGGUCACAAAGGCCUCCUCCUAUGCCUUCUAGCUGGGUUCAAGGGACAGAGUGAGAAGAUGACAUCACAAAGCUGCCAGAUUCCCCAAAGCUUCUCCACUUCUUUAUUCCAGUUGAGUGUAGUUGCCCAGAUCCACCCUCUUGUGCCUGAAAGUCUUGUCUGAGUGCAAGACGAUGGUCAGGCCCAGUUGCCAGGGCUUUUGCAGGCUCCCUGUGGGACUGCAGGGGCUGCAGUGUGGAUCUGAAGAUGCUGCCUGACAGGGGCAGUGGCUGACAGAUGCACCAGUGCCACAGGCACUGCAGCGUGCCACGUGGCACACAUGCCACCGCUCUGGGACUGCCCGUGGCUGUCAGGAGGGACCCUGGCAGCAGGGGAUGCUCAGGGCUCAGGGCCCUUCCACGUGCCUGGCUGCGUUCCCACCCUUGCCCUGAGCUGGCCAGGGAGCAGACGGCCCCUUUGGCCCAAGGGGAGUCCAUGUGGUGCUGAAUUUGCUGCUGCAUGGUCUCUGUGUGUUGCCUGGCUGUGGGAGAGGUCUGGCAGCUGGGGGGCUGCCUGGAGGGGGCUGGGCUGCACAGCCCUGCUUGUGCCCUCGCAGGCUGGCGGAGCGUGGGGACAGCAGCACUGCAGUCACUUGUGUGGGCCAGGGAGGAGAGGCCAAGACCUGCCUGCUCUCCCACAGCUCCUGCUCUGUAGCAGGCUGUGUGCGUUCCAGCGUAAUGAAAAGUAUGAUUAUGCAGCCCAUAUUCCUUGAUGAAGCAUCUUGUCUGCACAUAGAGAGCUACACAUAUAAAUAUUGUGAAUUUCGGCAUGGCUUUAUUUCCCUUGCAAGCAAUAGCACCAUUACAGCAAAUCUUCUGGAUAUCCAAAGCAGCCAGAACAUUCUCCCUGGAGCAAGAUGCCUUGCAAAAAAUAUUCCCAAAGAAUUCCAAGAAUUACUGUUCUCUGUCACCACAUUUGCAGAUGUAUGCACCCAUCCUCCAAGCUGCAGGCAGCUGAAUUUGAGGACUCUGCCCUGUCAGGAAAAUGAUGGAAAUAGGUGCAAAUCCUGGACUGCACCUGAGCUGCUCUCGCUGCCGCAGGAUGGCACAGCUGUGCCCGGGGCCGUGCACAGAGAGCUGGGCUAUGCAGGGGUGGUGAAGCGCAGGUGUAAGCAGCACAUGCCAUCACUUCGUGGCUGAUUUGGUGGGUGUAGGACAGAGAGGAGAGUGCAGGACAGACAGUGCUGCUGGCAGGUCUCCCAGCAGGGCUCUGGGGUUUGUCCGUGCUACCCCUGCCUGUCCCGGGUAGGGUGGAGCGGGCACCUGGGCAGGGGCAGGUGAUAGGGCAGGUGGUGGCACUGUCACUGCUCACAGCUCUGGUGGAUGUGUGGCAGCGAGGGCAGCGGUCUGGGCCCUGGCAGGGUGCACCCUGUCUUCAUUUGAGCUUGGCAUUGUGUAAAACGUCUAGAGAGUCUAAUUAGUAAAGGGAGCAUCCAAUAUUCAUCAUUCCUUUUAAACUGAUAAGGAAGGCAGUUCAUUUAACCACUGAAUUGCUACAAGUUUUCAUGGGCUGCUUUUUGCAAAUAUAUUUAAUGAAGAAGUUGUAAAUCUAGAAGAGCUUAAAAUUUUAAUUUUACACAGAAAUAUUUUUCCUUGUUUGCAUGUUUGUAGUCAAUUCUCCUGAGUGCAGUCACAUGAAAUGUUCUUUAAAUGAACAUAUUUGCUAACUGGCAUGAUUUCAGAUUUUAAAACAUUGGUUCCAGCAAUUAGGAGUUUCCUCAGUUCCCCAAUGACUGGAGAGAUUCGUCUUGAUUAUAAUUGCUCUUAGCCACGCAUAUCUAAUUUGUGUCUUUUUAAGUGUUAAUUAGUAAACAGUUUGAGCUGA
Pyrgilauda ruficollis (rufous-necked snowfinch) is the source of this 7382-nucleotide messenger RNA. RefSeq names its product multivesicular body subunit 12B (gene MVB12B). The record is from RefSeq and is a predicted model, not a curated record. Gene Ontology annotation, cellular component: ESCRT I complex; late endosome. Bases 4319 to 5269 code for a protein of 316 amino acids. Gene Ontology annotation, biological process: virus maturation; regulation of epidermal growth factor receptor signaling pathway; viral budding. The transcript has 11 exons. Lineage: Eukaryota; Metazoa; Chordata; Aves; Passeriformes; Passeridae.